GGGAAUCAGAGCGUCCAGGAGGAGCCUCGGUCGGAGGGAGUUUCAUUAAAGCUCCUGUUCCUGCCUCAUCUCCAGCCAGCAGCCCAGAUGGACGGCGAUGUCCUCGUGAUAAUCUCAAGGCGGCAGAAAGAGUCCUGCCAGGCGCCAUUGAAAACAUUUGCAGACGCCGCAGCUGCGCCCUGCGUUUGCUUCCAGGCCCCACCCCCGGCACUGCAGGGCUAGGGGAUUCCAGCCUGGAGGACCCUCUUCCCAGGGCAGCCUGACCUUAGAUGCCCAUGUCAGCAAAAGUUGAGAAAAGGUGGGAGGAAUUAGGUGGUGCUUGGAGACAGAAGCAGGCUUCCUGCCCGAUGUAUGACCCUGACUGUCUUCCUCCUGUAUGUGGGCGCCUUUCCCUUGGCAGUGGCAGCUGGAGCCCCCGUAAGGAGGGUGAGGCCCAGCAGGGCUGCUCGGCUCCAGCCCUCAGACUCCUGCUCCUGGGGAAACGUGGCUCCGGCAAAAGCGCCACGGGAAACACGAUUCUGGGCAGAGCUGUGUUUGUGUCCAAAUUCAGCGAGCAGAUGGUGACUAGGAAGUGCCAGAGAGAGAGUGGGGCCAGGAGAGGGAGGGAGAUCAUGGUCAUCGACACCCCUGACCUCUUCUCCUCCAUGGCCAGUGCCAGCGACACUCAGCGCAACAUUGACCUCUGCAGGGAGCUCUCGGCUCCCAGCCUCCACGUCCUGCUUCUGGUCAUUGCAAUCGGCUUCUACAAGGUGGAAGACAAACAAACGAGCAUGGGCAUCCAGGAGGUGUUUGGAGCGGAAGCCAGGAGGCACACCAUUAUCGUCUUUACUCGGAAGGAUGAGUUGGGGGAUGACUCGCUGCAAGAUUACUUUGAGAACAAUGAGUCCCUUAGAGAGUUGGUUCACAACUACGGGGGCCAAUACUGUGCUUUCAACAACAAGGCGAGUGUCCGUGAGCAGGACACCCAGGUGGAGGAGCUCCUCGCAAAAGUCCAGCAUCUGGUGGAUGAGAACGGAGGACCGUAUUGGGUGAACUUCAGAAACAAAGGCGGUGGGUUCCAGGAUUGUGUGAACGAAGCUACGUCUCUGAAGGAAGACGACCCACAUGGAAUUCACAGUACAAUGGCUGCCCAAUUCUGGGGGACGAGUUCCAAGCCCAGCGAGCCCAGCACCAGCCACGUCCCAGGGCUUGGAAACCAGUACCCCAGAGAUUCACAACUGAGACUUGUCUUAGUGGGUAAGACUGGAGCCGGGAAAAGCUCCACAGGGAACAGUAUCCUCAGAAAGAAAGUGUUUCGCUCUGGCAUCUCCUCAAAAUCCAUCACCAGGACCUGCGAGAAAGGGAGCUGCCCGUGGAACGGGAAGGAGGUCGUGGUGGUGGAUACGCCCGGCGUGUUCGACACCGAGGUGCCGGAUGCUGACACGCACACGGAGAUCGCUCGCUGCGUGCUGCUGACCUCCCCGGGGCCCCACGCUCUGGUCCUCGUGGUCCCGCUGGGCCGCUACACGCCGGAAGAGCACAAGGCCACCCAGAAGAUUCUGCAGAUGUUCGGAGGCGGAGCUCGGAGGCACAUGAUUCUCUUAUUCACCCGGAAGGAUGAGUUGGGGGGCUCUAGUUUCUAUGAUUACUUGAAGGAAGCGCCGCAGACCAUUCGAGAGCUGAUGGGCCAGUUCCAGGAUCACUACUGCCUGUUCAACAACAGGGCCCUGGGCGACGAGCAGGCGGCGCAGCGGGCGCAGAUGCUACAGCUGGUGGAGCGCGUGGUGCGGGAGAACCGCGGGCUCUGCUACACCAGCCCGCCGUUCCAGAGGGCCGAGGAGGAGAUCCAGAAGCAGAUCCGGGAGCUGCAGGAGCAUUACAGGGCAGAGCUGGAGAGGCAGAAAGUGCAGAUCAAACUGGAGUACGAGGAGAGAAUCCGCAGCCUGGAGGACGAGCUGGAGCAGCAGAGGCGGCGGGCGCAGAUGGAGGGGGAGCUGGCAGAGAGGGAGACGGCCUGCGCGCUGCGGCAGCGCGCCGCCAGGGCCCAGGUGGAGAGCGAACCCAGGGUCCUGGACGUCAUCCUGAGAGCGCUGGAUAUACUUUCCACCAAGAUCAUUUCCCAUGUUCUGUCGCGUCUGUUUCCGUAAGGGUGAACUUAAUGAAAACCCGUCCGAGGUUCCCGCAUAUUCUUGGGGGCUCUGCCCCCACGUAAUCACGCAGAGCGCGCUGGUUUCUGCCCCUCAGGCUCUCGGGACUGGGGAGUGGACUCCAGUUCAAUGUUGCUAAUUGGUAGAUGGUUGAUUAAUUUAACAGGUGACAGACUAAUUCCCAAUUUGUGAAACUAAAAAGCAGAAAAUACCGAUGCCCCUUACGUUAUGAUUUUUCCCCAGAGACACAGAGAAGAGAAAUGCAAGGCUUCAAACUUUCUCCAUUUAUCCCGAGUAAAAGUUCCUCCUCUAGAUUCUUUAUAGACUGGCAGAUAUUCUCCCCGCUGUGGCUUCUACUCACUUACUGCCUUUAGAACCAUAGUGAUCAUUUGCCCGUAUGGUUUGUUAGAUCAGUUCUUGGCACUGUCAGUGAAGAUGCUUAUAAAAGUCUUUCUUGCAUAAAUUUGUUUGAUUACAUUUUAACAGAAGCAUUCAAAUGAUUUCUUGUCAUCUGCCCAUGAAGAAGAAAGAAUUGUCUGGAAAAACAGAUCUUACUUAACUAAGUGAAAUGCCAGAAGGAGCAAAAGACAGAGAUUCAACAGAUAAGAAUACAAUGUUUGGUGUAUUCUGAGGUAUCUGUAGAAACUCUUCGACCAACCUCAGUGUAACCAGUUCUCUGGUUUUCUUGUGAAACUGGCUGUUGCCUCCCUACCUCCAUCACCCCGCACCUUGAUUGCUCACUGCUUGGCCAGUCAACCACAUGCUGCUCCCCCAGCCCAGUUGAAUUUGUUUGCUUAUUGUUACUAUAAUAAAACUUUUCUAUUCCCUCCUAUUUGUGCAAAACUGGAUUUUAAAAAAAAUACCACUACUACUUCUAAGAACACAGGGAUGAAUUUCCUUUUUGGUAAAAGUUCAAAAUGAUUUUGGACGAGUCUUGGUUUACCCUCAAGACAUCUCUCUUUCUCCUUUUCCCUGGAAGAUUUGAGGCAUGUUUUCAACCCUUCUGCCAGUCGGGGACCACAUUCUUCUUGGAUUAAUUCAUUAUGGACUGAUAGAAAUUCCAUAUAACCAAGGUUUCUGAGACCUUUCUGGUUUUCCUGGUGCAGAAAUUCCCUUUAAUAUAUGGGUAACAAUAGUUGAAGUCCUUAUCCCCUGCUGUGCUUUUCUACUGGGUACUUUGCACCUAAUAAUUUCUAGGGUUUCUCAAAGUACAUUUCCAUGUUCUGCCAACAUAUAUGAUAGUCAUACGUGAUUUAUGCCAACUCUCCUUAUUCUACCAUCUUGGAAACUGGCUUCUCCAUUCCCCAAGCCAUUUUCUCCAAAUAGGACAACAAUUUCCCCCAAACAUAAAUGAAUUAGGAUGGUAUAUUUAAUAAAAGUUAGACUGUAGACUUAAUAGCAAAGGCUCAAGGAGAAGAGAAGGACCACACAAAGAAGUUCACAAUUCCUUCAGAAAUAGUCACUCAGAGUGAGACAGAUUUGGUUUCACUCUGCCAAAUUUAGGCUUACUUUGGGGUCUAUUGUUUUCAUCGGACUUGUAGUCAAAAUUCAGAGAUACAAAUUUAACAUUCUAUUGUACUGUCACCUUCUGUAAGCAAAUAUUUAACCAAAGAGGCACAUAUACCUCCUAAGAAAAGUAAAUACAGGUUUAAUCUGAAAAGAAGUCUUUAAUGUGAUCAUUCUUCUCUGUGUAAAUGCAUUCAAUUAUUCUUACCCUUGCAUUCAGGUUAAUGCUGCAAAGGAAAAGGUUCUGUUUCUAAGAAGCAGUGAGGAGAUUAGAAGCCCAUGUGAAAUGCCCCAAGAGCAGUGUUACCCAUUUGUUUCCAGGGCAGAAAGCAGACAGAAGGUCCUUGAUAAAUACUAUACAUUGUGAUUAAUGCAAUAAGAGAACAAGGCAUGUGGCAUGUUCCCUUCUCUCAAGAGCUUAGCAUAGUAAUUUGGAGAUUCAUCCAAGCCAUGUAAAUAGCUUGUUUUUUUAUUGCUGAGUAGUAUUCCACCUUAUGGAUGUACCACAGUUAGUUGAUAAUUUC
Molecule: messenger RNA, 4156 nt
Organism: Manis pentadactyla (Chinese pangolin)
Lineage: Eukaryota; Metazoa; Chordata; Mammalia; Pholidota; Manidae
Product: GTPase IMAP family member 4
Exons: 6
Coding region: 270-2126 (618 amino acids)
Cellular component (GO): endoplasmic reticulum
Molecular function (GO): GTP binding
Source: RefSeq, a predicted model, not a curated record